AAGAAUUUCAAGCUUUAUUAUAAGAAACAGCAAAUGAAAUUACACCUCGACAAUGUUGAUGCUGAAGAACCACAAGCCCUAGACGUCAAGCGAGCAGGGGACUUUGCGAAAUGUGCCUUCAAAAUGUUAGAAACAGAAAACACUGACAGACUAUUUUAAGUAGAUGAAGCAAGUUGUUAAGACAGUAGCACUUGCAUUUACACGAGGAAACGUGUGUCGUUGAUCAUGUGAUAAAUUCACUUUCCUGUGACGUGGGAACAUUGGCAUUCAUCACAGUGUUACAAUGCUGUCCUUCUUGUUGUCUGCCAUCAUCGUUACAUCAACGUUGGCAGCAACUCCAUGUUGCACAGACCGCCAGUUUGAGGCCAGGUUUGGCGAAGUUGGGGGCGGAAUAUUCCCAAGUAAUGGACAGGCCGCACCUGCAUUGCUAAAUGGCGUCAACAUCAUCAGCUAUGACGCCUAUUCAAGGAAGAUGGCAAUUGAAGUAACGAUGUUCUUCACCAACGGCACCAACCAAACCACCAACGUCAUCCUCGAUGACAAUACGAAGAAAAUGACCAUACUGACGAAGUAUGCAUGUUACUUGAUGGAAGAUACUGCUCCCUUCAUAGAGACCUGCAUACCAGACGAUGCUGUCAAGAUACGAGAAAGCUAUAUCGGAUUUGGCGUCAAGGCGAUUCCCUUCACAACCUGGCAGUUCUUGGCACCUGGAACUGACAAUGUUGUGCGACUCUCUGUGACGGAUCACGGAUGCAUUCCUAUUUUCGAAUCAUUCUUUGGCACCCUCCAAGGAGGUUUCGCGGAUAUUCUCUACGUCAUAACCAACUUCCAGCCUGGGAUCAGAAACAUGAGCGUCUUCAAUGUCCCCAGCAACUGCAUCUCUAUUCCUCCUAAUGAUGCUCCCGAUGUGGUCAGGCGCAGCAUUGACAAGGCGGAGAGUUUGAUGAAACACUUCCGGAUGCAGCUGUAGAAUAAAUUGACAGUUGAGUGAA
Messenger RNA from Haliotis rufescens (red abalone), 992 nucleotides. RefSeq lists its product as uncharacterized. The transcript has 7 exons. The coding region runs from base 284 to 970 and encodes 228 amino acids. NCBI's taxonomy places the organism in Eukaryota, Metazoa, Mollusca, Gastropoda, Lepetellida, Haliotidae. Gene Ontology annotation, biological process: cell-matrix adhesion. The record is from RefSeq and is a predicted model, not a curated record. Gene Ontology annotation, cellular component: lysosome; extracellular region. Gene Ontology annotation, molecular function: calcium ion binding.